Messenger RNA from Onychomys torridus (southern grasshopper mouse), 702 nucleotides. RefSeq lists its product as uncharacterized. The record is from RefSeq and is a predicted model, not a curated record. The transcript is spliced from 2 exons. Lineage: Eukaryota; Metazoa; Chordata; Mammalia; Rodentia; Cricetidae. Bases 1 to 702 code for a protein of 233 amino acids.
AUGGAUCACCUCACGCCUAACACAAAAAGGUUUGCACAGGGGAAGGAGUGUAUCUUCAGACUGACUGGCUUCCUCUGCAGCCUCUUAUCUUCAGCAUUUGGAAUAAUCCUUGCAAGCAGCCAAUAUUGGCGCCUUUGGGAAUUUGAUAAUAAGGUGGUUAAGCUUGUGUACAUUGGACUCUGGGAAGCUUAUUACCAUCAGGAGUUUAACAUCUCUGGUUCUGUAACCUGGAUUCUGGUGCACAGCCCUGUCAACUCGACCUGGACCAUUUCACCUGAAUUUAGAUGUGCACAGAGCCUGAUAUUAUUGGCUAUCUUUGUAAAACCUGUGGUGGUAAUUUUUAGCUCAGCAGCCAUUAGGGUUAGCAUUAUCAGAGCCUCGGUCCCUGACAUUCAGAUACUCUGCUACAAGUGUUGUGUCUUAAUUCUGCUUCUCAGCAGCCUUUGCACAGCUCUUUCUGUGACCUGGAACCAUGUAGUAGAUCUUUAUGGUAAAACCACUCUUGAUUUUCCACCCACCUUUCCUGUUAGGAAAGAAGCCCUUAUAAAGAAACACUACACGCAUGUGUUCCCCAUAGGGGUUCUCACAGCCACCUUGUCACUCUUUGCUAUGAUUAUGUUCGUCUUUGAAAUCAGGUCAUUGAAACUACAGAGUAACCUGAAUUCUCAGCAUGCUUCCAAACAGGCCAAUCAAAAGGUCUGA